Messenger RNA from Darwinula stevensoni, 2001 nucleotides. The record is from the annotation of a GenBank genome assembly. Lineage: Eukaryota; Metazoa; Arthropoda; Ostracoda; Podocopida; Darwinulidae.
AUGAGCCUCCGACGUUCGCUUGCCGCGACGGCGAUAUUCGCGACGGCGAUUUUCGCCUGCCUCCGCGGAUCCAACGGACAGGCGGAUUUCCAGUUCGAAUUCUCCGAGACGAGCUUCACCGUCUCCGUCGGUGGAAUCACGCUGCUGGCUCAUUCGCCGGAGAAUCCGAUCGCCUUCGUCGGGAGGGGCACGUCGUCGUUCGCCGAGAGCCUCGGCAGCUUCCUCGUCGACGACGCCAUCGAGGAGAAGGUCGCCCUCGACGCCUUCGAGGUCGAGGGCGUCGGGGAGACGGUGGAGGUCGCGCUCUUCCGAGCGGGAGAGCCGGGGGGAGUGAGAGUGCAGAUGUCGCUGUCGUCGGGGGAGAGGGACGCGGGGGGGAUGGUGGCUCUCAGGUUUCCGCUGGUCGCGACUCUGGCGACUCUGGGCGGCGACGUCAACAGGUUGUGGGUGAGGUGGCCGGCCGACCCGUCCGAGAAGAUCUUCGGAGGCGGCGAACAAUUCACAUAUUUGAAUCUGAGGGGCCACCGCUUCCCCACCUGGACGCGAGAGGGCGGCAUCGGCCGCGACGACAGCUUCCUCGCGAACGCCGCGAACCUCACCAACCCCGGAUCCGCCGGCGACUACCACACGACCUACUGGCCCCAGGCCUCCUUCCUCUCCACCCGCAAAUACUAUUUCGUCAGCGACUUCCACGGGUAUCAAGUCCCCGACUUCAGCGCCUCCGGGUACCACGAGAUCUACUAUCACGCGACGGAGGCGACCCUGCUGUUCCUCGCCGGCGACACCGCGACCCCCCUCCGGGACCUGGUCCGGGACUUCUGCACCUGGACCAACCGCCCUUUCCAACUCCCCGACUGGAUCUUCAACGGCGCCAUCUUGGGCGUCCAGGGCGGCACAGACCGGAUGCUGGAGAUAUACGAGCAGUGCCGAGCGAACGGAGUGUCCAUCAGCGCCAUCUGGAUCCAGGAUUGGUCGGGGAAGAUCACGACGACCCUCGGCACCAGAGUCUUCUGGAACUGGCGGUGGAAUCAGACUUGGUACCCGGAUCUGGACGUGGUGAUACAGGACCUGUUGCCGGAUGUCCGGAUCACCGGCUACAUCAACCCUUACCUGAACACCGAAGGCGACAUUUUCCAGGAAGCCGCCGGGCUGGGGCAUCUGGUCGUGGAAAGGAACGGGGAGCCGUACGUCCAGGAGCACGGGGGAUUCGCGGCGGGGACGGUCGAUCUCUUCCGUCCGGAGGCUCGGAGGUGGUAUAAAGACUUGAUGAAGGCGAACAUGAUGGACUUGGGUCUGGCGGGUUGGAUGGCGGACUUUGGGGAAUACCUCCCGGUGGAUGCCUUCACGUCCCACGAGGGUGGCGACCCCUACGAGGCACACAAUCUGCUGCCGCUGUACUGGGCCAUCACGAACAGGGAAGCGGUGGAGGAGGAGGGGAAGAUGGAGGAGAUUCUGUUCUGGAUGAGGUCGGGGUCGCCCGGUUCGAGUCUCCACCAGCAGAUGGCGUGGGCGGGGGAUCAGAACGUCAACUGGGAGGAGGCGGAUGGGAUGCCCUCCACCGUCACGGCUGCGCUGAGUCUGGGGCUGAGCGGGAUGGGGCGGACGCACUUCGACGUCGGCGGAUACACGACGUUCGUGAUCGUGCUGGAGAGGAGCAAGGAGCUCCUGCUUCGGUCGGCGGAAUACGCGGCUUUCACGUCGGUCAUGAGGACGCACGAAGGGAAUAUGCCGGCCUCGAACCACCAGGUGUACACCGACGACGACACGAUGGAACAGUUCGCGCGGCUCGUCGACGUCUACGUCGCCCUCGCGCCGUACGCGAAAUCGCUCCUGGCGGAAAACUCGGAAACCGGAUUCCCGAUCCAGCGUCCUCUCUUCCUCGAGUACGAAGGCGACGAGGCGAGCUACGGCGUUCAGUACCAGUACUUGUACGGCCGGGACCUCCUGGUCGCCCCCGUUCUGCAGCCCGAAGUCGUGAGUCGAGGCCUCACCGAUGAAUAA